Molecule: messenger RNA, 12061 nt
Organism: Zootoca vivipara (common lizard)
Lineage: Eukaryota; Metazoa; Chordata; Lepidosauria; Squamata; Lacertidae
Source: RefSeq, a predicted model, not a curated record
GGGUCAAUGUCUUUUCCCUGCAACCAUUCCCAUUUUCAAGUGUCUGGAACAGACUUUGCUCCCAAUCUAGUGAGACUAUGAGAGUGAAACUUCAGUUUCUCCUGUAUAAAUGAAUGACUGCCAUUCACUCCAUUGGGAAACAAGAGGUGAUGUCUGACACUGGAGGAUCCAGAAAGCAAACAGACUUUUUAAAAAAUAAUUAUUUUUUGCUUGUCCUUGCCCCCCAAUCUCGUCAGACCUCAGGCCUCUACCUCCAGGCCAUUUUCCGAUGAGGAAUCCUCUGGCUGAGAUAUGACAAGGAACAUCACUAACAUUGUUUGCCUGUUGACAUCUAAAAACUAUAUUGGGCAAUAAUUCAGAACCAAGCAUUGGUUGGUGUUCAGGUGGCUGCCUGGAGUUGGCUUUCUGCCUUGCUUCCACUUGGUAGGGCAGGUUAAGAGAAGCCAAGAAUAAACUAUAAAAACUUUCCAGUGGUUACUUUUCCCAAAAUAACUGAGGCGGAAUAGGUUAGUGACCAUGUGGGCGUCAAGGAAAAAAGAUAAACAAGUCAAAGAAUACGUCAUUGACUUGUUGUGUCGCUAGCUAGUAUUGCCAUCUCUUUUUAAUAUAAAUUACAUUUGCCAAUGUCUUUUCUGCCAUAAUGCAAAGUAAAGUUAAAAUUGCUGCUAAUAUUGCAUUAAAACUGACCUGAAGUAAAAAUUAAGUUUCCAACCAGCCAGGGGCAUUGAUGAAGUAGCCUGACCCUUGAUGUUUAGCAUCAGAUCCUGAAUCUCCUAUAGAUUCCACCUUUUUAAAAACGCGAAGGCUCUUCUGCCUUCUGUUUUACUCGGCUUUUGGAGCAGUUGCUUGCACUGCUAAGUGGAGUGCUGGUCACUCCCCAACCACCUGUAUCUCCACAGUUAGGACCAGCAGGACAUAGCUGAGUUCUCCAGCGCAUGGUUGGAGAAGCAGCAACUCUAAUUUUGUGCUUUGCCAACUCCUUGUAGCAGCCAUGUUGUGUUGUGUUAUGCCAUGCCCCAGUGGCACACAUGUUGUGACUUGCAUCCCUUCACUCUCUUGGGUGGAAUCUAGACACAUAUAAAAAUAUAUUGAAUUUACCAUAGUUCCCCAUCGCCAUCUAGUGUCACAUUUUAUGAUGCACUGUACAACACACUUAAAACAUUUUAUUUGCAGGUGUAUAGCUAAGUCCUGAGACUUCAGAAUGUGCCCACUGGUCAAAAACAGCUGGCAACUCCUUCUAUACACAUGUUUGUUUGGAAGCAAGUGUUCGGAGGGUUACAAACGUAGGCUUUUAUCUUUCAGUUACCCAUAACUUGUCAGAUAGUGCAAAUAAAUUGCCGUACUUUUCCAUGUAUAAGACUAGGGUUGUUGUUUUUUACUCUAAUGUUAAAAAACAGGGGUUGUCUUAUGCAUGGAUAGUGCAUGGGGGGACUUUCUUAAAUCUGAGUUUCCCCAAAUAUUGUCUUAUACACGAGGGCGAGUGUUAUACAUAGAAAAAUACGGUACUUCUGGUGGAGUAUCCUAUCUUCAUUUAGUAGGAAAUAACUGUGUAUCCCUUGCUACAUGUAACUAAUGGAAAAUGUUGCAUUGCCAAGAAGGGAUAAUGUACCAUACUUCCCAGUUUGAAAACAACACAGCUCUUCUGCUGCUUGGGUUUCAGUGGCCAGUAGAAUACUUCUUGGCAAAACUACCCCUUUCAUUCAUACUUAAGUCUUUAGCGAGGGAGAUUGUGCUGCUGGAUAUGGAGAAGAUUCUGCACAAGCGGCGUCCUAAUGCUGUCCACACAUUAAUUGUUCAAGGUGUUGUCUUGCUUGACACUUAAAAAACAAAACAAAGCCAACCAUGGGGAUUUUCAUGAUGGCCUAGUUUUGCUUUUGGGCAAACUCCCUUAAUCUGUCUACUUCUGAGCAUUAGAGAGAGGGUGUGUCGUGCAGCCUUUGAAUUAAGAAAUAUAUCUUUUUAAAGAGUCAAUUUAUGAGAUGGGGGGAAGCUUGUUUGUCAUAACACUUUCGCCGUGUGUGUGUGUGAGAGAGAGAGCAAGAGAGAGGGAGAUUCUUGGAUUGGAACGGCUCACUGUGAGAGCACUCGGUCUUUAAUGAAGAAAUGAAAUAAUAAUGGCUUAUAUCCGGAGAACUCUGUUUUACGUGCGCAACUGGAAUUCCCCUCCCCCCACCGUUUCCACUACAGCUCCUCUUUCCUUCCCUCCAAAGACACUCCUGAGAGGGUACCCUUCAGGACAGUGUGGGAUGCUCCAUGGCUGAAGUGAUGGGCUAGGCUGGGAGAGGAAGAGACCUCUCCCCUGGGUACAGCGCCUUCUGCUCAUGCAAGGGACACGGGAUCCAAGACAAUAUCUCUCCUGUUUUAUACAGUGCUUCAAAAAAAGUAAGAGCUUAGAACAUAGGAAGCUGCCUUAAUACUGGGUCCCACCAUCAGUUUAUCAUCAGACUCAGUAUUAUCUACUCUGACUCCAAAGUUCCAGGUAGGGGACAUUCCCAGCCCUACAUAGAGAUGCUGGGAGUGGAAAGUAGAAACCCUCUCCAUGCAAAGCAGAUGCUCCGUAGGCUCACCGUUGAAAGAAUAACUGAAGAAGAGGAGUAUAUUUCAAAGGGGUAGAGGAUAAAGGGACAGUCAUGGAGGAAAAGGUUGGGGGGGGGAGAGCAAGGUCUUCUGUUGCUAUUUAAAUCUAUAAAGACAGGUGAGGAUGCCCAUAUGCUGGGAGGCAGGCCAGGCCAUAGGAAUGGAGUGGAAAGUGUGAAAGGAUGGAGCCAGAAGAGAGAGAAAAUCUUCCUAAAGGCAACCUUUAAUCAAUUGCAGUCAAUUUGCAUUUUGCCCAUAGAACGCCCUUCCUGUGAGUGAGGAGUAAUGCUUCAGUAUCUUUGCUGUGUGCAUCAGUCCAAAUGCACGCACCAUUUCCAGGCUAUGCAGCGCUGGCAAUGCAAAAUAUAUUACAUUAAUAUGUGAAACUCCUUUCGAAAGUGGAACCAUUUUUUCUUGCUGUUCCCUACUCCCACCCACAUGCAAUUGGAGUUCUGUUUCUUACCCUAUUCUGUGUAUCAUUGUGAGUCUGCCUUUUCUAAUUUCCUUCCUCUUUAUAACUGUUACUCAUUAUCUUUUCCUCUAAAUCUCCACCUUUUCUGUCCCCUGGUGACGAUUACUUGUCAGCUUUUAUUCCCGUAAAUAUAUAAAUAAAGAUAGUUAUAUCUUUAUUUGACACCGGUGAUAGGAUAUCAUUCACUGGUGCACCUGAGGGGCAGCAGGGUAGCUUAGGAGGCAAGCGCAAGGUUUUGUGACCAUUCAGCCUGGGAGGAACAGCGGUGUGUCGCCCGUGGAAAACAAAUUAAGGCAACAUGGAUAUCUCGGUUCUACACUUAUAUUGAACAAGUACAGAAUUCGGUACUAGUUUAUCCUAGGAUUUUUAGCUUCUCAUUGGAAACCUAGAAAGAUGGGAAAAUAAAGCUGCCUUUAAGAAAUGCAAAAUACCAUGCUCUCAUCCAAGAAAAUAACAGCCCCCCCCUGCUGUCAUAAGGGCUGCAAGUGAAGACGGCACUCUAUUUUGAUCCUUCAUCAAGUCUUUGCUGUGAUCAUACAGUGAAAAGAGGCGUCUUCCCCAUGACAACAUGUCAGCAAAAGAUACCAGCCCCCGCCAUGGUGCAAAAUCCCGCACUGUGCAGCGGGCCUCAACUAUUGAUGUCACGACUGACAUGUUAGAUUUGUCUUUGGCCGGUAACAGCCAAGAUCCGGAUGAGCCAAUCUUAGAAUUCAGUUUAGCUUGCAGCGAGCUCCUUACCCCAUCGCUAGAUAGAAAGCCAAAUAGUUUUGUAGCAGUGAGUGUAACUACACCACCUCAGGCAUUCUGGACAAAGCAUGCUCAGACAGAGAUAAUUGAGGGAACAAGCAACCCUAUCUUUCUAAGCAGUAUUGCCUUUUUUCAAGACUCUCUUAUUAACCAGAUGACACAAAUAAAACUUUCUGUAUAUGAUGUUAAAGAUAGAUCUCAGGGAACUAUGUAUCUAUUGGGUUCUGUGAUGUUCACUGUAAAGCAGCUACUUAAGGAGAGUAACCAUAGAUUGCAUUUAACACUAAGAUCUGCUGAAAGUGAUCGUGUUGGUAACAUUACAGUCAUAGGGUGGCAAGUGGAAGAAAAAACAGACCAAAGGCCUCCAGUUACCAGGUCUCCUGACACCAUCAAUGGAAGGACCGUGCUGUCAGUUGAUGAAAGUUUAACAGAAUCUUUAGGAAUCCGAUCCAAAUAUGCUUCAUUACGGAAAGACGUGUUGUUAAAAUCCGUGUUUGGAGGGGCUAUUUGUCGGAUGUAUCGCUUCCCCACCACUGAUGGGAACCACCUGCGGAUCUUGGAGCAAAUGGCAGAGAGUGUGCUCUCCCUACACAUUCCCAGACAGUUUGUGAAACUGCUACUUGAGGAAGAUGCUGCCAGGGUUUGUGAACUUGAAGAACUGGGAGAGCUCUCCCCUUGUUGGGAAAGUCUUCGUCGGCAAAUAGUUACUCAGUACCAAACGAUUAUUCUGACGUACCAGGAAAACCUCACAAAUCUUCACCAGUACAAAGGUCCAUCGUUCAAAGCAAGUAGCCUGAAAGCUGACAAAAAGCUGGAAUUUGUGCCCACAAAUUUACACAUACAGCGAAUGAGAGUCCAAGAUGAUGCAGGAUCAGAUCAGAACUAUGAUAUUGUAACUAUAGGAGCACCAGCAGCUCACUGUCAAGGAUUUAAGUCUGGAGGCCUGCGGAAAAAGCUGCACAAAUUUGAAGAUGCCAAGAAACACAGUUAUGAGGAAUGUUGCGCUUCGACCAAUACCCAGUCAAUAGUGUACAUACCACAAGAUAUUAUCCGAGCAAAGGAGAUUAUUGCACAGAUCAAUACCCUGAAAACUCAAGUUAGUUACUACGCAGAAAGACUCUCCAGAGCUGCCAAGGACAGAUCCGCCAAUGGGCUUGAAAGAACACUUGCCAUUCUGGCAGAUAAGACACGGCAGCUUGUCACCGUCUGCGACUGCAAACUGCUGGCAAAUUCAAUACAUGCGCUGAAUGCUGCAAGACCAGAUUAUAUAGCUUCAAAGCCCUCCCCAACCUCUGUAGAGGAAGAGCAAGUGGUGCUGAGGAAUGACCAAGAUACCCUGGUGGCCAGGUGGACAGGAAGAAAUAGCCGGUCUUCUCUACAAGUGGACUGGCAUGAAGAAGAAUGGGAAAAAGUCUGGGUGAAUGUUGACAAAAGUCUUGAAUGCAUUAUCCAGAGGGUGGACAAACUCCUCCAGAAAGAGCGUUUACAUAGUGACAGCUGUGAAGACGUUUUUCAGUGUGACACCAGCUGUUCUAGCAAGAAAGGUAAACGGGAUACCCGUGCGUACUGGAUAAAGCCACGCACCUCAUCAUCAUCAUCUUCAUCAUCCCCACCAUCUUCAUCCAUAUCAUCCUCUGCAUGCCAUUGUCCCCAUGACACAAAUUGCAGUCCUACUCCUGAAGAGUCUGGCCCAGGUGAAUGGAGUGAGGCCCUUUACCCAUUGCUGACAACACUCACAGACUGCGUAGCCAUGAUGAGUGACAAGGCAAAGAAAGCGAUGGUCUUUCUCUUGAUGCAAGAUAGUGCCCCUACAAUAGCUCUUUGCUUGAGCCUUCAGUACCGACGGGAUGUUGUCUUUUGCCAAACUCUCACAGCCCUCAUCUGUGGCUUCAUUAUCAAGCUGAGGAAUUGCCUGCAUGAUAAUGGAUUUCUGAGACAGCUCUACACCAUUGGUCUGCUGGCACAGUUUGAAAGCCUUCUGAGCACUUAUGGUGAAGAGCUGGCAAUGCUAGAGGAUAUGAGUGUUGGGAUAAUGGACUUGAGGAAUGUAACGUUUAAAGUAACUCAGGCAACAUCAAAUGCAUCUGCUGACAUGCUACCAGUAAUUACAGGAAAUCGGGAUGGGUUCAAUGUGAGAAUUCCACUGCCAGGCACCUUGUUUGAUGCACUGCCCCGUGAAAUUCAGAGUGGCAUGUUACUGAGAGUUCAGCCUGUUCUCUUCAAUGUGGGGAUAAAUGAACAACAAACCUUAGCAGAGAAGUUUGGAGACACCUCUUUACAAGAAGUGAUUAACAUGGAAAGCUUAGUGCGGUUGAAUUCCUACUUCGAGCAGUUCAAAGAAGUUUUGCCUGAAGACUGUCUACCUCGAUCUCGUAGUCAAACGUGCCUGCCUGAACUGUUACGGUUUCUUGGACAGAAUGUACAUGCAAGGAAAAAUAAGAAUGUUGAUAUUCUUUGGCAAGCUGCUGAGAUUUGCCGCAGACUCAACGGUGUUCGGUUUACAAGCUGUAAAAGUGCCAAGGAUAGGACUGCCAUGUCAGUGACUCUAGAGCAGUGUCUAAUAUUACAGCAUGAACAUGGAAUGGCUCCACAGGUCUUCACACAAGCCCUGGAGUGCAUGAGAAGUGAGGGUUGUCGAAGAGAAAAUACAAUGAAGAAUGUUGGAUGUCGCAAGUAUGCAUUUAAUUCCCUGCAGCUGAAGGCUUUCCCCAGGUAUUACAGGCCUCCUGAAGGAACUUAUGGAAAAGUUGAAUCAUAAGAUCACUCUGUCCUGUAAUUAGUUGUUCCAUUAAAAAGAAAUGUGGAUACACUCAAUUUUAGUAUAUGAACUUUGACAACAAUGUCAGAAACAAUUUUUUGUAUGUUUCACUACUUAAUACCGAGCAUGUACUUUUAUUAAAUUGGAUUCCAUAGGAAAAAUAUUUACUGACCCUUUAUAACAUGAAAAUGUGAUGACCGUCUGCUCAUGUAACUAGCCAUCAAUGUAUGUAAGAUGCCUGUUCCAUUGAUUUCUUACUUACAUGCCUAAAUAAGAAAGGUCUGUACUGUUGAUGAUUUUAUGAAUGAAAUUUAGGCAGCUGUUUCACACAUCUUUUUAUACUGAUUUGAUUUGAGAUUAAGACUUUCAUAUAAUACUUUUUUUAAAAAACCUCAGACUUUGUAAAUAGUAAAUGAAUUGGAUGUGAGGCAGUUUGAUAAGUACAAGCAGCAUUGUUAUGCAGGAAAAGCUAAAACUCAGUUUUUAAGACAGUGCAGCACAGUAAUAUAAAUGCCAGGACCUUAAAAUGUUUUCCUUUAGGUAGGACACUAUCAUAUAAGUGGUGUGUACUAUACAGCAUCAGGAAUUGACACAAAGCCCAGAUCAAAAACUGGACUGGACCCAUGAUUCUUUCAGUUGUCUUUAGAAAUUUUACAAUUCUAUACGUUUGAAAUGUAGGGUCAAGGAAGAGAGAGUUGCACAUGGCAAAAUAGUUAAUGUGAUUUGUAAUGCUCUGGGCAGAGGACUCAAAAGACAAGUUGUUGUUGUUUAGUCGUGUCUGACUCUUCGUGACCUCAUGGACCAGAGCAUGCACAUUCUUAACUGGCAUUGUAAAUUAGAUACAAAAGCGCAUUCUGGUUUGGCAUUUGAAGUGCCAAGGAGGCCGAGUCCCCUGCAUAUCUGCGUCAUCAGAGGCAUCCAACCUAUUUCAGUUUGCACCUCUUUCUGUUGAUAUCCAUCAGCCUACUACACACAGCAAUGCCAUUCAGUGGAAGACAAAUAUUGAGAAAUUCUCUCUCUCUUUUCAUGCACAAGAUGAUAUUAUACAACUUCACUUGUGCAAGCAGCUGUUUGAAAGCCUUUUGCCAAGUAUGCUUGCUGGAUUUACAGCUGGGUUCUAUAACUAAAUUAGAUGCACUUUAACCAUUUGGAAUUGGUGGUUCCUUACUUUCCUCUAUGUCUUCAGCCUUUCAAAUAUUUUUACUGUAUUAUAUUUAACUUUUACUAGGAGUAGACCCAUUGAUAUUAAAGGCCAUGACUACUGGUAAUUUAGACCCACUAAUUUCAGUGAGUCUACUCUGCGUAAUAGUUGAAUAUAGCCCAUAGGUAAUGAAAACUAUUAAGUACAUAAGGGAUUCCUACUUUCAGAUCAUUGUUUUACACAAAAGCCAAAUGUUUCUCUCAUGAAGCCAUAAUUCAUUGAUGAUAAGGCUACACAUUGAACUGGUAUAGGUGUAACACUAAACCAUAGUUCAGUGUUAUGUGAAUGAGCUGAGCUCACACCUCCGCAAUUACAACUUUGAUGAGGAGUUGGGAACUACUACUUUUUAAACCAGAUGCAGUUUAUUGGUAUCAGGGGUGCCAACUUAAAUAAAAUAUUGGGGGCCCAGGCAAGUCCUGCCCCACAUAAUUGAUACGGGAAUGGCACAUGCACACCAUUUGAAUGGCAAUGCCCAUCAACUUUGGGAGGGUCCAGCCCCCUCAAAAAAAGGGGGGCGGGAAGGGACCUCAGACCCUAGGAGUUGGCUCCUAUGAUUGUUAUGCCCCAAAGGAACAAACAGUUAGUUUAAACUAUGGUUCAUUGAAACAAGUCUGGCCCAAACCAUAGUUUAUGAUAUUGGCUUGUCUCAACAAAUCUUAGUUUAAGCUAACUAUUUAUCCCUUUCAGACAGAACAAUAAACUGCAGCUUGUUAAAGACAGGAAUCGGAAGUUUCCAAGCUACUCCUCAAACUUCUGUUUAAGGCAGGAAGUUGAUGCAUCUCUUCUCCUCCUUGGCCUACCCUGGAAGAGGAGAUGGAAGUGUAUCAGUUUGAGAGACACUGCUGCUUGUUUACAUAAUGCUAAUUUGUGGUUCAGAAUUAUGUCUGAACUGGACCACUGUCUUCCAAUGGGAGAUGGUCAUGUGAAAAGCCGCUAUUUAACAAAACUACCCUUUAGAAAGACAGGCAUUAAUAUUAAUUGAUUGCACCAGUACAAAAUGCAAAUGUGUGAAUAAUGCUUAAGGUAGAAUAAUACAGUCUUCUGUUGAUAUGUGACCAGCAGCAAAACAAAAGUGAAAUUAAGCAGUGAUUUUUUAAAAAAUCAUGUCAUGCUUAAUCUUCUGUAGAGUUGUUUAAUCCAGUAUAUAAUAGCCAUGAUAACAUUUUCAUACCAAGACCCAGGACAAACAUCUACACUUUUAACGUCUAUUGAAAUUAGUGAUGUUUAUGUAUAAUAACUAUGUUUAGGAUCAUGGGCCCUGUAAUGGAAAUGGGAAAUGUGGUUCAAUUAUUCUCCACAAAAUAAGAACCCAGUAUACAUGGGACAUUUUCCAAUUGUGUGUUACUUUCCCAGCUAUUUAUAUUUGCACUUUAAUUUCGCAAAGGUUUUCAUUGUUUAUUCUAGGCCUACAGACAUUUGUUAUACUAUUUGCUUUUCGCAGUUUGAUGGCUUAGCUGUGUUGUUACAUGUGCUAGUCAUGAUUUUGCACUAAUCAUGAUUUUGGUAAACUAGUCGUUUAUUGCUGUUUCAGCCUUGUUUGCAGUUUCAGUGCUAUGAAUGCUAUGUAACAUGUUUAACCUCAAACUCUGCACCAAGUGUAAACGUUUUUGGUCCAUGUUGAAAUUGUACUAUUGGGAAAACUCAUCCCGAUAUAGCAUAAAUGUGCAUUAUUUUGUAUUUAUGUUCACCACUCAGUGUAUUUUUGUACAUAUUAAUCAUGUACUUAAACACCUAAGUUAUUAUUUUUCAGCUUUGGAGGAAGGGCUACUGAGUUAUUAGAGAAGAUUUCAGUAAUUUAAUGAUUCCCUAAAACUUUGGCAAGCAAUGUUUUUAGAAAACAGCACACAGAAUACUGUCAGCCAUCUCUUAGAGCCAUAGGGUGUAUUUCCCCAUUCUUUUAAUGGGAAAGGGAAGCUGAAACUUUAGGCCAGGUUGGCUAGUAUAAAUAUUCAGGAUUACAUUUCUAGCUAUUUUUAGCUAUUCCCCCUCUAAAUAACAACGAGCCUUUAUUUUACAUGCCUACUUGAAUUACACUACGGAAAAUUGUUUGUUUUUACAAUGUUUCAUUCACUUCGGUGAGGUUCUGUGGAUAGAAAUGCAUUAUCCAGCAUUGGAAUACUUAUAUGAAGAAUUUCCAAACUCCUCAUAUGUGUCCUUUGAACCCCUCACUUUUUUUAAGAUACCAAGCUAUAGUACUGCAUUAAUUAUAGGGAAGGGGUUCAAUAUUCUGAUUAUCUUUGGGUUGUUUGCAAUAUGUAGAACAACUUUCCCCAUGUAAUAUUUUAUAAAGAGAUUUUGACAUAUACAUAGAUAGGAUUCCAUUGAGGACAAACUGAAUAGAGCUUAAUGGAAAAUUGAAAACUUUGAAAACAUAAAUCCAUAUUAGGAAAAUUCAUUUAAUUGUUUUAUUUGAGUGGCGGAUUGCACAGAAAAGGCAUUCUUAAAGAAUACUAUAACAUGAAUUCUAACUAAUUUUUUUAGUACAUUUUAGAAAUGAAACCUACUAAAGGGGUAUAAAAGAAACUGCUGCUAAGUCUGUUUGUCUCUUAAAACACCCACAGCACAGUUGCCUUUUCGGUUUCAUUUAUGUAUGUAGAGCUGUUGUAAAAUAGAGCACUGUUUUUGUCUCAACACAGUUGUAUUUGCCAAGCUUGGGGCAUUGAAAAGUUUAUUUUAUUUAUUUGUUUUGGGGCAGUAUUAAUAUACCAUAAACAUAUGAUUACUGUUUUAUAUAGUCAAUUCUUCCAAUCCAUGUAUGCUGUAAAUGUGCUAGUCUUUAGGGAUAAAAUAAUAAAGAACUGACAAGAAUGCUGAGAUUAGUAUUUUUGUUUCAUUAAAAACAUGAUAAAAUACACUGCAACUUUCAAGGCUUUAGGCCGUCUAUUAUAUUAUACUUUCUAGGGUUUUCCUACUAGCAGGGGUGUCGGGAUUUUCUGGGCCCAGUACAUUGUAUCUUGACUGGAACCUCUAACCACUUGCAAAAGAGGAUGCACAUUUGCAUGCAACCUGUAUCUGCAAAUCUAUGUUCUCUUUUGCAGAUGGAGGGUCCCAAAACACAAUGGCGAACGGUGCCGCUUGGCUGCCUGUGGCGGCACAUACGCAGUCCACCCUGGCGCGUGCGCCGCUCACCGCCACGAUGCAGCCUGACGGACUGCGCUUGUCCGCACAAGCACAGUCCGUCUGUGGUGGUUGGCGCGCUCAGCUGGAGAAAGCAAGGGGCGGGCCAGUGGUGCUGCUCGGGUGGCGCACUCAGCCGGAGGUGAGGGCAACGGCGCGCUUGGCCGGAGGAGACGAGGGGCGGGCCAGGGGCUGGCGGUGCUACCCCCGUGCACUGCCCCCGCUAGACUGGAGCUAGGGACGUCCCGCCCCUCCCUUGCUAUGCCCGUGCCAAAACAUAACUUCUAGGUGGUACAACCACCCAGGAAAGAUGCAUCCUGGUUGCUUUUUUUAAAAAAAGCAACUCAUAUUCCAAGGGCCUGGGCUAGAUCAGUUGGUUAUGGCAAACCAACCAGAUGGGCAGGGUCCUAAAAGACUGCUGUUUUCCCCAUCCCCUUUCCUAUUUCUUUCGCCUGGUAUCCAAACAACUCACUCAUCAGUCGCAGCUCUGACUUUGCUCAAAGGCUAAAAACAUGGGUGGAAAUUUCACAGAAAUUGCUUAGAUGGGUACCUUUCUUUCGUCAUCAUCCCCACAAGUGCUAGCAUAUUACUUUUUUUCUUUUAAUGUAAGUAUGGCCACCUGCUAGUGUGGGUUCAGUACAUCAGUAUCCUUGUACCUACAAGCGGUUGCAUUUUCUUUUAAAUUUUUAUUUAAAGAUUUGUUUUUAUUGUUGAUAAAGGUGGUCCUACUAUUGUGCCUUUAUUUAUUAAUAAGGACAAAUAGACAUUUUAUUUAUCAGUAUAUAUAGGGCCAAAUCUUUGUGUGGCUUACAAUGAAGAUAAGCUAAAGAUGCUGUUUGGUACAAUAUAUUGCAGAGAUGGUAUAGAACUGGCAUCCCCAAACUGCGGCCCUCCAGAUGUUUUGGCCUACAACUCCCAUGAUCCCUAGCUAACAGGACCAGUGGUUAGGGAUGAUGGGAAUUGUAGUCCAAAACAUCUGGAGGGCCGAAGUUUGGGGAUGCCUGGUAUAGAAUGAUUUAUAAUUUAAGGGAUUCGAGAUUUAGGCUAUAAGGUCAUACAUCUUAUGUUUAUCAAACAGCAGCUUCCCCCACCCCCCACCGAAAAAAGCAAGCCACUUCUGAAACUAAGGGAACUCGGUGUUCAAUACUAUAUGACAAGGGGUUGCUGAUCUAAUAAUGUAAGGGGGGGG